Messenger RNA from Trifolium pratense (red clover), 1527 nucleotides. Its product is annotated as probable mannitol dehydrogenase. The record is from RefSeq and is a predicted model, not a curated record. The transcript has 5 exons. Bases 99 to 1184 code for a protein of 361 amino acids. Gene Ontology annotation, biological process: lignin biosynthetic process. Gene Ontology annotation, molecular function: cinnamyl-alcohol dehydrogenase activity; zinc ion binding. Lineage: Eukaryota; Viridiplantae; Streptophyta; Magnoliopsida; Fabales; Fabaceae.
ACCACCGAUCACACUAUAUUUUCUAUAACAUAACAUAUAUAUAUCUUUUUCACCUAUCAAGAAAGUUGAAUUGAACAAGAACUAUAUACAUACAGAUAAUGGCAACACAAUAUGAGUUUGAGCAUCCUAAGAAGGCUUUCGGUUGGGCAGCUAGAGAUACUUCUGGUGUUCUCUCCCCUUUCAAUUUCUCUAGAAGGGAACCAAGUGAGAAAGAUGUAGCACUCAAAAUAUUAUAUUGUGGAAUAUGUCACUCCGAUCUUCAUAAGAUGAAGAAUGAAUGGGGCACUAUCAACUAUCCAUUUGUUCCCGGACAUGAAAUUGUUGGCAUAGUGACUGAGGUGGGAAAUAAAGUGAGAAAGUUCAAAGUUGGUGACAAAGUAGGUGUGGGAUGCCUGGUUGAUUCUUGUCACUCAUGCCAAAAUUGUGCUAAUAAUCUUGAGAAUUAUUGUCCCACAUUUACACUCACUGAUGGUUCCAAAUAUAGUGAUGGAACCGCCACGUAUGGCGGUUACUCUGAUUCAAUGGUUUCGGACGAGCACUUUGUGUUUCACAUUCCAGAUGAGUUACCUCUUGAUGCCGCCGCACCUCUGCUUUGCGCUGGUAUCACAGUAUAUAGUCCUCUUCGAUAUUUUGGACUCGACAAGCCUGGUUUGCAUGUUGGUGUUGUUGGUCUUGGCGGACUUGGCCAUAUGGCUGUGAAAUUUGCCAAAGCUUUUGGUACUAAGGUUACGGUAAUUAGUACAUCGCCUAGCAAAGAAAAGGAAGCAAUCAAAAACUUGGGCGCAGAUUCAUUUUUAAUAAGUCGCGACAAAGAUCAAAUGAAGGCUGCAAUGGGUACUUUGGAUGGUAUUAUCGACACAGUUUCAGCAGAUCAUCCUCUAUUACCUUUGAUUGGUUUACUUAAGUCUCAUGGAAAGCUUGUAAUGGUUGGUGCACCUGAAAAGCCUCUAGAGCUUCCAGUAUUUCCUUUACUUGCAGGGAGAAAGAUAAUAGCUGGAAGUUUAAUUGGAGGGAUAAAGGAGACUCAAGAAAUGAUUGAUUUUGCAGCAAAGCAUAAAGUAAAGCCAGAUAUUGAGAUAAUUCCUAUUGAUUAUGUUAAUACAGCAAUGGAGCGGCUUCUUAAAGCAGAUGUGAAAUAUCGAUUUGUGAUUGAUAUUGGAAACACAUUAAAACCAAGCUCUUGAAUUUGAAAGGAUAUAUGUUUCAUAGAAAAAUUCAGUGGUAAAAAAUGGAGUACUUAAGUGUAGCAUACUACCAUGUUCACCAAAAAUAGAAAAGAAUUCAGUGUAUCACUAGCCAAGGAGAUUUUAUGCUAGUAUUUGCAUCAUAAUGAUCAUCAUAAUAUUGUUAUGGUCGAUGUCAUUUCUAGAGUAGAAACAAAAUAAGUUUUAUAUGUACUGGUAUUGUGUUUGCUUUGUUGCAAGUGAUAUAAUUUUUAUUUUAAUUUCAGUAACACUCUAGUUCAGGGAAUUCUGGUUAUCUUGAAUUCGACUGAAAGAUAAAUAAAAUUUGCUUAAUAAUUGUUCC